AUGUUCAACAACUACCGCCUAGGAGGAGAGCCAAACACCGAAGAGAAUCCCAAGGAAGCGGACUUCCCCAGCCACUUUAACGCGAACCGUCGCACCUCAGUGUCGGCAGAGAGCGUUGCUCCCCCGUCGUUUCCGGGAGCGGCAGGCGAGGGUUCCAAAGAAAAGAAACCGUCGCUGCUUACUGGAGCCAGCGAAAAGCUCGUGCGGCAGGCGCUGGCCAAAAUGUUCAUGUUCGCCGACCUCAAUGACGACGGCAUGGACCAGAUGAUUCGCUCCUUUGUUCCGAAGGAGUAUCCGGCAGGGUCGUACGUUAUCAAGGAGAACGAGGAAGGCGACUUUUUCUACGUGAUUGAGUCGGGCAAUGUCGAGUAUACCAAUGGCGGCAAGCUCCUUAACACCGGUGGCCCAGGCACUUGCUUCGGAGAGCUUGCCCUACUCCACAACGCCCCACGCGCGGCCAGCGUCCGCGCCACCACAGAUCUGAAGGUCUGGGCGCUCGAUCGCAUCACGUUUAAGGAAAUCGUCAUGCUCAAGCUGUACGCCAAGCGUGAACACAGCCGCAAGGUGCUGUCGAAUGUUGAUAUCUUACAACAUCUCGAGCCGGCCGCCCAGCUCAAGCUUGCGGAUGCCUUACAGCCCGUGUCCUACAAUACCGGAGAAGUCAUCGUCAAGGAAGGUGACGAGGGCGAUAAUUUUUAUUUGAUUGACGAGGGCGAGGUCGACGUCUCGGUUAAUGGCAAACCUGUGAACACCCUGGGCCGAGGCGGCUACUUUGGCGAGCUCGCGCUCCUGUACAAUGCUCCGCGCCAAGCCACAGUCGUUGCUCGCACGCCCCUCAAGCUCGAGCGUCUUGACAAGCCUGGUUUCAUCCGCUUACUAGGCCAGGGCGUGGUCGAGGAGCUGCGUCGCAGAGACCCCACAAAACGUUGA
This is a messenger RNA of Wickerhamiella sorbophila, 930 nucleotides long. Its product is annotated as cAMP-dependent protein kinase regulatory subunit. The record is from RefSeq and is a predicted model, not a curated record. The coding region runs from base 1 to 930 and encodes 309 amino acids. Gene Ontology annotation, molecular function: cAMP-dependent protein kinase regulator activity. Gene Ontology annotation, biological process: regulation of protein phosphorylation. Gene Ontology annotation, cellular component: cAMP-dependent protein kinase complex. NCBI's taxonomy places the organism in Eukaryota, Fungi, Ascomycota, Dipodascomycetes, Dipodascales, Trichomonascaceae. The transcript has a single exon.